This is a messenger RNA of Hyla sarda, 2104 nucleotides long. It is a transcript of the gene PCYT2, whose product is annotated as phosphate cytidylyltransferase 2, ethanolamine. Gene Ontology annotation, biological process: phosphatidylethanolamine biosynthetic process. The record is from RefSeq and is a predicted model, not a curated record. Gene Ontology annotation, molecular function: ethanolamine-phosphate cytidylyltransferase activity. The coding region runs from base 54 to 1211 and encodes 385 amino acids. Lineage: Eukaryota; Metazoa; Chordata; Amphibia; Anura; Hylidae. Gene Ontology annotation, cellular component: cytoplasm. The transcript has 13 exons.
CCUUCGGCUUGUGGGAUGUUUCCGGUUGGCUGACACCUCAUUACAGUCCCAGGAUGAUUCGGAACGGUCACGGCGGCCCCGCCCAGGAGCAGACGUUAUCCCGGAGGACCGUGCGGGUGUGGUGCGAUGGAUGCUAUGAUAUGGUACAUUAUGGACACUCCAACCAGCUGCGCCAGGCCCGGGCCAUGGGCGAUUACCUGAUUGUGGGCGUGCACACAGACGAGGAGAUCUCCCGGCACAAGGGCCCACCGGUCUUCACGCAGGAGGAACGCUACAAGAUGGUGCGAGCCAUUAAGUGGGUGGAUGAGAUCGUCCCCGCAGCGCCCUACGUCACCACCUUGGAAACCCUGGACAAGUAUAACUGUGACUUCUGCGUCCAUGGAAAUGACAUCACCCUGACUGUAGACGGUAAGGACACGUACGAAGAGGUGAAGAACGCCGGGCGAUACAGGGAAUGCCAGCGCACGCAGGGGGUGUCCACGACUGACCUGGUGGGACGUAUGCUGCUCAUGACCAAAGCCCAUCACAGUGUAGUGAACAAUGAAGCCACACAAGAUUUUAAGCGCCACCAAGACAACUUUGGUAAGGACCCCAAGGGGCACAGUCCAUGGACCGGAGUCUCCCAGUUCCUUCAGACGUCACAGAAGAUCAUGCAGUUCGCCUCGGGGAAGGAGCCACAACCAGGAGACUCCAUCAUAUAUGUGGCCGGAGCCUUCGAUCUCUUCCAUAUCGGCCACAUAGACUUCCUGGACAAGGUCCACAGCCUGGCCGAGAAGCCGUACGUUAUCGUGGGAUUGCAUUUUGACCAGGAAGUCAAUCACUACAAGAGAAAGAAUUACCCCAUCAUGAACAUCCACGAGAGGACGCUCAGCGUUUUGGCCUGCAGGUACGUCUCAGAAGUAGUUAUCGGAGCACCCUAUUCGGUCACUUCUGAUCUUCUGGAUCAUUUCAAGGUUGACCUAGUUUGUCACGGCAAGACGGAAGUUCUACCAGAUAAGGACGGAUCUGACCCCUAUGCGGAGCCGAAGCGCCGUGGAAUAUUCCGGGCGAUAGACAGCGGGAGCAGCCUCACCACCGAUGACAUCGUGCAGAGGAUUAUCAAAAACAGGUUGGAGUAUGAAGCUCGCAAUCAGAAGAAGGAAGCCAAGGAGCUGGCGGUCCUGGAGGCCCAGCAGAGGCGAGAGCGGAUUGUAGAGGGGCAAGAAGACUGAACCGCCCCCUAUCAUCAUUCACACUACUACCCUCAUCAUCUGUCAUAUACAGAAUCCUCUCCAGUAGGUGGCGCUCUGGCCGUAACAAGUCAUAUCUGUCAGCUCACCCUUAUGUACAAACUAUAUACCGGUUCCCUCAGUAAUUUAUUAUUAAAUCCAUCAGAAAAAGUUUCAUUUAUACCUAUAAGAGCCGGUAUCUUUUAUCUUGUUUUUAUUAGCAUGCAAUGCCACUGCCAGUCCACUGGGGGCAGUCAAGAGGGGAAUAGAUGACAAAUACCCGUAAUUCGGUGCCACGGCUCUUUAAAUGUACAAAGAUAAGGAAUGGUUUCCUAUUUUAAGAUGGUCUAUGAGAGUGGUCUCUAAUCAGGGUGCCUCCAGCUGUUGCAAAACUACAACUCCCAGCAUGCCCGGACAGCCGUUGGCUGUCUGGGCAUGCUGGGAGUUGUAGUUUUGCAACAGCUGGAGGUGCACGGUUUGGAGACCGCCCGGUCUAUAUGUUAUACCACCGCUCCUAUGAUUCCUAAUUCAGGGAGAGGGGCAGCACCACUUGGGUCCCUAAAUCUGACAAAGCGAUAUGUCUUUUCUUACUGCUUAAAGGGGUACUCCAGUCCUCCAGCCCGCAUGGAGUGGCGCUGUUUUUGUUCUUCUUGUUUUGCAAAAACAGCUCCACUCCUGUCCACAGGUCUGUGUGUGUGGUACUGCAGCUCAGUCCUAUUCACUUUAAUGGAGCUGAGCUGCAAUACCAGACACAGCCUGUGGACAGGAGUGGCGCUGUUUUUGCAAAAAAAAAAAAUUUUUAAAUUAAAACAGCGCCACUCCUGUUCUCAGGCUGUUUCCGGUAUUGCAGCUUAGGUCUACUGAAGUCAAUAGGACUGAGCUGCAAUACCAGACCC